This is a messenger RNA of Lampris incognitus (smalleye Pacific opah), 915 nucleotides long. RefSeq names its product gsg1-like 2b (gene gsg1l2b). Gene Ontology annotation, cellular component: plasma membrane. The record is from RefSeq and is a predicted model, not a curated record. NCBI's taxonomy places the organism in Eukaryota, Metazoa, Chordata, Actinopteri, Lampriformes, Lampridae. The coding region runs from base 1 to 915 and encodes 304 amino acids. The transcript is spliced from 5 exons.
AUGGGGAUAGACCGGCGGCGGAGAGCCUCGCUGGCUCUCACGCUCAACUUGGUCGCCUUGCUCCUCGCCGUGUCCGCGCUCACCACCAGCUACUGGUGCGAGGGCACGCGCAAAGUGGUGAAGCCCUUCUGCACCGGCCCGGUGACCACCAAACAGUCCUUCUGCAUCCGCUUUAACAGCUCCAACUUGAACGACACCCGGCUGGUCCAGUACAUCUGGGAGACCGGGGAGGAUAAAUACCUGAUGAGGAAGUUCCACACCGGCAUCUGGUUCUCCUGCGAGCAGAACGUCAACAUGACCGGCGAGAACUGCAGAAGUUUCCUGUACGUGGCGCCUUCAAAUGAACGGGGAGUGCUAUGGCUGUGCAUCGUCGCGGAGUGCCUGUACAUUCUCCUGUUAGCCACCGGGGGCAUCCUCAUGUCCAUAGAGGUGUGCCACUUUGGCAGCGUCAUCGACGGCCUCAAGCUCAACGCCUUCGCCGCCAUAUUCACUGUUCUCUCAGGUCUCCUAGGUAUGGUGGCCCAUAUGAUGUACACUACAGCCUUUCAGCUAACCGUCAGUCUGGGCCCGGAGGACUGGAAACCACAGACGUGGGACUACAGCUGGUCGUACAUUUUGGCGUGGAGCUCCUUCACGGCCUGCAUGGCGUCUUCGGUCACCACCAUCAACCGCUACACGAAGACCAUCCUGGAGUUCAAGCACAAGCGCCGGAACAUCGAGAAGAACCUGAAGAUCAAGCAGAAGCUGUUGGAGCUGGACUCCCCGGAGCAGGUGUGGGACAUGUACAUCAGCUCGGUGCCCAGCACGGCCGAGGAGCUGCUGGACCUGUCCUCCAACGGACGCAAGCUGUCCAACGCCUCCGUCUUCCUGGACCUCAACGAUCUGCCCGACACCCAGGGAGAAGAGUACUGUUGA